AUGAGGUUCUCGUUGCUUGUGUCUGCUGCCGGGGUCGGAGCUGCUGCCUUAAACGGCUUCAACUCCACCGGCUCUCAAAACUCCUCCUUUGUCAAUGAGCUUCUAAAGGCCAAUUCGACGGCGGCUCUGAACACUUCCAACUCGUUCCCCGAGGAGUUAACCUUGGGCGUGUCGCAGCUCCCCAAUGUGUUGAACGAGUCGGCUGUAGACGCUAAUGCUGAGGCCAAGGGCUACCGCUUGGUCAAUGUCUCGAGAAACGCCUGUGGGGUUUCUGGAUUUUUGCGCUUACAGAAGGAAACAGACAUAUAUGGCUACGACUUUGACGUCUUGAAGUUGAAGGUCGAGCACCAGUCGAAUUCGAGACUCUCGGUGCAUAUCGAGCCUCAAAACCUUACUGACGUGUACAAGCUCCCCUCGGAGUUGGUUCCGAAGCCCGAAUCGUCAAAUGUGUCCUGUUCUGGUCUGACUGAUUUGCUUUUCAGACACUCGGGGGUCAAUGAGCUGUUUUGGUUCGAGGUGGUGAGGAAGAGUAACGCCGAGGUCUUAUUUUCCACCAAGGGCAACCCAUUGGUGUUCUCCAACCAGUUUGUUCAGUUCAAUUCGUCUCUUCCUAAAGGUCAUGUCAUCACUGGCUUGGGUGAGGCCAUCAAAGGUUUCACAAACCCUCCUGGCACUGUCAGAACACUCUAUGCUAAUGACGUCGCUGACCCUGUCGACGGCAACAUCUACGGUGUCCACCCAUUCUACAUUGAUCAGAGAUACGCCAACUUGAAUCAGACAAACGUUCACACCACACCUCUCAACGAGACUCGCUUUCCUGGAGUGCUGUGGGGCAACCAGAGCAACAGUACCGUCUCACUGUCGAACUCGAGUUUCUACGAGGAAUACUCUCCUUUGAACAAGUCCUACUCUCAUGGUGUCUGGUGGAGAACAUCGGCUCCUCAGGAGGUCAUCAUUGAGGAAGAGGCUAUCACCUGGAGAGCUCUCAAUGGAGUUAUUGAUCUUUACUUCUUCUCUGGUCCCACUCCUAAGGAUGUGAUCAAGCAGUACGUCUCUGAAGUCGGAAAGCCUGCUCUUCAGCCCUACUGGGCCUUGGGCUACCACCAUUCUCGUUGGGGCUACAGCACAAUCGACGACUUGCAAAAUGUCGUUGACACUUUUGCUGAAAAGGAUCUUCAGCUCGAGACCAUCUGGAGUGAUAUUGACUACAUGGACUCGUUCAAAGAUUUCACGAACGACCCUCACAGAUAUCCUCUUGACAAGUUCCUGGAUUUCCUUGAUCAGCUUCAUGACGGUGACCAGCAUUAUGUUCCCAUUGUCGAUGCUGCUAUCUACUAUCCUAACCCUAACAACAAAACCGACGCCGACUACCCUGCCUUCAAUGAUGGCAAUGAGACCGAUGUCUUCUUGAAGAAUCCGGACGGAUCCCUCUACAUUGGAGCCGUUUGGCCCGGUUAUACAGUGUUCCCCGACUUCUUGGCCAAUAACACUUUUGAAUGGUGGAAGAAAACAUUCAAAGACUGGUACGAGCAGAUCAAGUUCGAUGGUAUUUGGCUUGACAUGAACGAGGUAUCUUCUUUCUGUGUGGGCUCUUGUGGCUCAGGAAAAGUGGAGAAGAACCCAGUGCAUGCUCCAUUCCAGUAUGGUGGUCUUCAGGAGCAGUUCCCAGAAGGUUUUGCCACAAGCAACGCUACUGAGUACAAGCAGUUCUUGCAGUUCAUUUCGGCUUCUUCAAGUUCUUCCUCUAGUGACUCCUCGAACGACACUAAAUCGUCUUCAGAAGAGUUCUUCAACUGGAAAGCUCCAGGUAAGGGCAACAUCAACUACCCUCCUUAUGUGAUCAACCAUGCACAAGGAGAUCAUGACUUGGCCACCCACGCUGUUUCGCCAAACGCUACUCAUGCUGACGGCACCUUGGAGUACGAUAUCCACAACUUGUACGGGUAUUUUCAGACCAACGCUACAUUCCAUGCUCUUCAGGAUGUUGCCCCAGGUAAAAGACCCUUUAUCAUUUCCAGAUCCACCUACUCUGGCUCUGGUGCGUACGCUGGCCAUUGGGGCGGCGACAACUGGUCCAACUUUACCUACGCCUACUUCUCAAUUCCACAAGCUCUCACGUUGGGUCUUGCUGGAAUUCCUUUCUUCGGUGUUGAUAUCUGCGGUUUCAACGGCAACAGUGACUUGGAGUUGUGCUCGAGAUGGAUGCAAUUGGGUGCCUUCUUCCCAUUCUACCGUAACCACAAUGUCUUGGGUGCCAUUGACCAGGAGCCUUACGUGUGGGAGGAUGUGUUGAGUCAUUCGAAGGUCACCAUGGAUAUCCGCUACGCUCUUCUUCCAUACUUCUACACCUUGUUGCACGAGGCCUCCGAAACAGGUGUUCCACCUUUAAGAGCACUCUCGUGGGAGUUCCCUGACGACCCAGCUCUCUCUGAUGCCGACAGGCAAUUCUUUGUGGGCGAGGCUCUUUUGGUGACUCCCGUUUUGGAGCCCAACGUGUCCACUGUCAAGGGUGUAUUCCCUGGCGCCAACGUUACCGAUGUCUACUACGAUUGGUAUACCCACGAGAAGGCCAACUUCACCGACGGCAAAAACGAGACUUUGGACGCCCCUCUUGGGCAUAUCCCUCUUCACAUCCGCGGCGGCCACAUUAUCCCAAUGCAAGACCCCGGCUACACUGUUGCUGAGUCUAGAAACAACUCGUGGAACAUCAUUGUGCCGCUUGGAAUCGAGGGCACUGCCAGUGGUCUGUUGUACUACGACGAUGGAGACUCUUACCCUAUUGUCAAUUCCACCACCGUUGACUUUGUUGCUUCUGAGGGCUCUCUCUCUGCUUCUGCUUACGGUUACUACAGAAUCGAGCAGCCUUUGUCGAGUGUUUACAUUUUGGGCGUGGAAGACGAGCCUAACUCUGUGAAGUUCAACGGCCAGUCGGUAAGCUUUGAGUUCGCCAACAAUACGAUCGAGGUGACUGAGUUGGAGGAUCUCACAGAGAAGGGCGCCUUCUACCGUGAUUUCACGCUUACAUGGAAUUAA
Candidozyma auris is the source of this 3033-nucleotide messenger RNA. Its product is annotated as glycoside hydrolase family 31 protein. Lineage: Eukaryota; Fungi; Ascomycota; Pichiomycetes; Serinales; Metschnikowiaceae. Gene Ontology annotation, biological process: carbohydrate metabolic process. The transcript has a single exon. Gene Ontology annotation, molecular function: hydrolase activity, hydrolyzing O-glycosyl compounds; carbohydrate binding. Bases 1 to 3033 code for a protein of 1010 amino acids. The record is from RefSeq and is a predicted model, not a curated record.